Molecule: messenger RNA, 3099 nt
Organism: Ahaetulla prasina
Lineage: Eukaryota; Metazoa; Chordata; Lepidosauria; Squamata; Colubridae
Exons: 18
Coding region: 121-3099 (992 amino acids)
Biological process (GO): xenobiotic metabolic process
Cellular component (GO): intracellular membrane-bounded organelle; cytoplasm
Molecular function (GO): iron ion binding; oxidoreductase activity, acting on paired donors, with incorporation or reduction of molecular oxygen, reduced flavin or flavoprotein as one donor, and incorporation of one atom of oxygen; heme binding
Source: RefSeq, a predicted model, not a curated record
GCUUUCAGCUUGAAUCAAGAAUUUUAUUCUUCUAUCUUAUUUGGAUCUUUCUAUCUUAUUUGACUAUUGUGUGGCAAACUUUUUAUUAGAACCACAAGAGAACUUGCCAAUUAAGAGGAAAUGGAUUGGAUUGUUUCUAUUUCAAUACUGUUCCUAUCUACACUUAUGAUUAUGCUCCUUUUCAAAAUGGGCAACCCCUGGAAGAAGAGCUCCAAAGAUUUUCCACCAGGACCCAGGCCUUUGCCUGUUGUUGGAAACCUUCACAUAAUGGAUCUGAAGAAACCUUAUCAGACAAUGUUAGAGCUAUCGAAACAGUAUGGACCCGUGUUUAAAAUCCAACUGGGACUCCAGAAAAUAGUGGUGCUAACAGGCUAUGAGACCAUAAAGGAAGCUCUGGUGAAUAAGGCUGAUGUAUUUGCUGAGAGGGCACCUGUCCCCAUAUUUGAGGAGUUUUCAGGGGGUUUUGGAGUAGCUUUUUCCCAUGGUGAGAACUGGAAAGUGAUGAGGCGUUUCAUGUUAACCACAUUACGGGACUAUGGGAUGGGUAAGAGGUCUAUGGAAAGCAGAAUAGCUGAAGAGUGCAGUUUCCUGGUAAAGAAGUUUGAAUCUUACAAAGGAAAACCAUUUGAAUUCAGAAGAAUCAUGAGUGCAGCUGUUGCCAAUAUCAUAGUAUCCAUUUUACUUGAGAAGCGAUAUGACUAUGAAGAUUCAAGAUUUAUUAAAUUAAUGAACUUGGCAACAGAAAAUGCCAUGCUUGCGGGAAGCCCAGCAGUGCAGCUGUAUAACAUGUUUCCCAUGUUUGGCUUCCUUUUUGGCGCUCGUAAGAAAUUCCUGAAGAAUGGAAGGGAAAUGAAUGCUUUUGUCAAUGAAAACUUCAUCCAAUGUCUCAAUAAUCUGGACGAGAAUGAUACAAGAAACUUUAUUGAUUCAUAUCUUGUACAACAGCAACAGGAAAGGAAGAUCCAGAACAAUGGUUAUUUCCACCAUAAAAAUCUAGAAGAAUCCGUGUCAAAUCUAUUCAUGGCUGCUGUGGAAACAAUCUCAAGCACACUAUUUUGGGCCUUUACUCUAAUGAUGAAGUACCCUUUAAUUCAGAAAAAAGUCCAAGAAGAAAUAACAAACGUUGUUGGAUAUGCUCAGCCAAGAGCCGAACACCGAACAAAAAUGCCAUACACAAAUGCUGUAGUCCAUGAAGUUCAAAGAUAUGCUGAUGUUGUUCCUUUAAACUUGCCACAUGCAACUACAGUGGAUGUUACCUUUAAGGGCUAUUUCAUUCCGAAGGGCACCUAUGUGAUUCCCUUGCUGACUUCUGUGCUCCGUGAUGAAUCUCAGUGGGAGAGACCUCAUGACUUCUACCCUGAACAUUUUCUCAACACUGAAGGAAAAUUUGUCAAAAGAGAUGCAUUCAUGCCUUUCUCCGCAGGUCAGAGAGUAUGUCCAGGUGAGACCCUUGCCAAAACAGAAAUAUUCAUGUUCUUUGCUAGUCUUCUGCAGAGAUUCACCCUCCAGCCAGCUCCUGGAGUAUCAACAGAAGACCUGGACAUGACCCGUGAAGUUGGGUUUACCACACCUCCCAAGACUUACAUAUUAUGUGCUCUACCACAUAAAAUGGAUUGGACUCAACUUAUUUCUAUAUCACUCUUCUUUAUUCUUCUGACUGUAUUCCUUUUGAAAACGAACAGUGCCUGGAAUAACAACUCCCAAAAUCUCCCACCAAGACCCAGAAUUUUACCCUUUCUUGGAAAUCUCCACAUUAUGGAUAUAAAAAGACCACACAGAACAAUGCUAAAGUUGUCAAAAGUAUAUGGCCCAGUCUUCAGGAUUCAACUGGGAUUCCAGAAAAUAGUGGUAUUGACUGGAUACAAAACAGUGAAGGAAGCUCUUGUGAAUCACGCUGAUGCAUUUGCAGAGAGGCCAAAUAUCCAGCUUUUUGAUGAAAUAAAUGAAGGCUUUGGUAUCGUUUUUUCUCAUGGGGAGAAUUGGAAAGUGAUGCGCCGCUUUACCUUAUCUGCACUACGGGACUAUGGAAUGGGCAAGAGGACUAUAGAGGAUAAAAUAAUUGAAGAGUGCAGGGUCCUGAUAAAGGCAUUUGAGUCUUAUGAAGGACAACCCUUUGAGAAUACAGCAAUUAUGAAUUCCGCUGUUGGCAAUAUCAUAAUGUCCAUUAUACUCGGCAAGCGAUAUCAGUAUGAAGACCCCACAUUUCAAAGACUAAUAAAGUUAGUUAAUGAAAAUGUCCGGCUUGCAGGAACCCCUCCUAUCUUGUUCUAUAACAUGUUCCCCCAGUUUGGCUUUCUUUUUGGUGCUCGUAACAAAUUUCUGAAUAACAAAAAGGAAUUGUUUGGUUUCAUAAAGACCACUUUCAUAGAACACCUCAAAGCUGUGGAUGAAAAUGACCAGAGGAGCUUUAUUGAUUCCUUUCUUGUCCGACAGGCAGAGGAGAAGAAAAACAAAGCAGAAAGGUAUUUUCAUAAUGAAAACCUAACUGCUAUUGUGAAUAACCUAUUUGCUGCUGGGAUGGAGACGACUUCAACCACAUUGCGCUGGGCCAUACUACUAUUGAUGAAAUAUCCUGACAUUCAGAAUAAAGUCUAUGAAGAAAUUUCAAAAAUCAUUGGGUCUGCUCAGCCAAGGAUUGAACAUCGAGCAAAGAUGCCUUAUACUGAUGCAGUUAUCCAUGAAGCUCAAAGAUUUGCUGAUAUUGUUCCAGCAAAUGUAGCACGAGCAACUACAGUGGAUAUAACUUUCAAAGGCUUUUUCAUUCCAAAGGGCACACACAUCAUUCCCUUGCUGACUUCUGUGCUCCAUGAUGAAUCUCAGUGGGAGAAACCUCAUGAAUUCUAUCCUGAGCAUUUUCUUGACUCUGAAGGAAACUUUGUGAAGAGGGAUGCAUUCAUGCCUUUCUCUGCAGGUCGGAGAAUCUGCUUAGGUGAGACCCUUGCCAAAAUGGAGCUCUUUCUGUUCUUUACCAGCCUCCUGCAGAGAUUCACUUUCCAGCCACCCCCUGGAAUAUCAAAAGAAGACCUGGACUUGACACCAGCAAUUGGGUUUACAGCUCCUCCUACGCCUUAUAAGUUGUGUGCUCUGCCUCGUUCAUAA